AUGGCUUCAUCUUCUUCACUUUUUUCACCUUUCGUUUUGGCACUCACAGUUUCCAUUUUCGUUUCCCUCGUCUUUCCCACUUCAGCUCUCACCUGCGCUACUCAGAAGCUCUCACCGAACCACACCUUCGCAAACUGCACAGAUCUCGCAGCUCUAGGCGCCACUCUUCAUCACACCUACAACGAAACCACCCGCGCCUUCUCCGUCGCUUACUCCGCCACACCGCCUGCAAACGGUUGGGUUUCAUGGGGAAUUAACCCCACCGGCGGCCGUAUGGUGGGAACUCAAGCACUCAUCGCUUACACAAAUCAAGGUAAAGUCGAAGUCCAGCUUUUCAAUCUCACUUCCUACGGAUCUAUUACCCCCGUCAAGAAUCUCUCCGUUGAAACAUCAGCGAUUUCCGGUGAAGAAGCUAACGGCGUUAUAACGAUAUUCGCAACGGUCAUUUUACCGGAAAAGACGGAUAGUAAUAUUACUCAGGUUUGGCAAGUGGGACCCGUUGUCAAUGGGAGGCCAAUGAAGCAUGGUUCAUCGCCGGAUAAUUUGAAUGCUUUUGCGAGUUUGUCUGUGGGGACCACAGCAAUUGGAGGUGCGAAUAGCACUACUGGAGGUGGGAAUAGCACCGCACCUGCUCCUUCUGCUGCAGGUGGUGCAACGAGUUUAGCAGUACCUGGGUUGGGAUAUUGCUUUGGAUUUGUUAUGAUAUUAUUGAGUUUAAUUACUAUGUGA
Molecule: messenger RNA, 729 nt
Organism: Lathyrus sativus (Indian pea)
Lineage: Eukaryota; Viridiplantae; Streptophyta; Magnoliopsida; Fabales; Fabaceae
Source: the annotation of a GenBank genome assembly